Messenger RNA from Ruditapes philippinarum (Manila clam), 2958 nucleotides. RefSeq names its product trafficking protein particle complex subunit 12-like. NCBI's taxonomy places the organism in Eukaryota, Metazoa, Mollusca, Bivalvia, Venerida, Veneridae. The record is from RefSeq and is a predicted model, not a curated record. The transcript is spliced from 14 exons. Gene Ontology annotation, cellular component: Golgi apparatus; TRAPP complex. Gene Ontology annotation, molecular function: protein binding. Bases 108 to 2765 code for a protein of 885 amino acids.
UGAGAGACCCUUUUUUUGCGACAAUCGUAAAUUCAGCCAGUUACCUCCCCUUUUCAGAUGUUUGACAGAUGAACUUUCAGAUCGUAAACGGUAAACUAUAAAUAGAGAUGACAGAUCAAGUAGGUCCUCAGAAUGUAACAGAUAUGCUGGAGGAAGAAACAGAGGAAGAGAAACAAUUCCAAGAACUACAGACUCAUCAUCUCUCUACAGGCAUUGUUAGUGGUAUGCGCCACUCGGCAACUACAGAUACUCUGGACUCUGUUUACCUUGACCCUCCUGUAUCUGAACAAGAUGUGGACUUCCGACUUUCAACAGAGGAACUCAAUAUCAAUACAAUGGCGGAAACAGCAGAAACGAGGCCGACAGGCGAAGAAUUGGGUGCAAAGCCAGAACCUGUAGAAGCAAUAGUAAAAAAACAAACAUUUAAUGAAGAGGGUAAUGUAAAUGAAACUGUAGAGAAAAUUGUUGAUCCAGAUUUAGGGGCUUCACAUGAUGUUGAAGUUGGUACAAGUGAGGGACAGGAGUUGGUAAAUAAGAAACUAGAUUCACCUCCGUCACUGAGUAAAUAUUUUGGAAAAGAAACAUAUACUGAUGACCCUUUUGCAACCAAUGUAUUUGAUACCCUUGGUGGUACUCAGACUGAAAAUUCAAAUGAUAGUGAUUAUUUACAGUUCGCAGCUGAGGCUGGAAAAGACAUUAGUGAUAUUGGUGAUGAGAUGACAAAUCUAACACAGGAUGAUUCAAAAGAUUUGCUAGACGAAACUACAGAUGAUACACCAGAAGAAGAAAAUACUAAUAACAAUCAUAGAAAAAGUGAAGAGUUAAAUGUAGAUUUUGAUUUAGCCAUCGAUAAAGAUGAGUCUGUUGAAACUCCAGUGGACAUUGAAGAAAAAGAAAACUUUGAGUCAUUUACAGCUUAUGCUGCUGAUACAGAAGCUUUGGAUGCUCUUGGAAUGUCCCCAGCCAAUCCAUCUUUUAUGACAGAAAAGAAUAUUACUGAUUACUUCCGACAGACAAGUCAAACAGAUAGCAUACAUUCACUAGGUAUUGGUCGUCAAGUGUCGAUCUCGAGUGGACACUCUUCAAGUCUGGGUCAAGGAGUUAUCACAGAAAAUUUGGAGGAAGGAUCAGAUAAUGGUAUUACUCAGCCAGGGUCUAUUCCAGCACAUGUUGAAAUGACCGAAUCUUCUCUCCCAACACCAGAUAUGACACCUAGCACAGUGAUGAAUAGUGAAGCAGAGGCGAAGGGAUCAGUGGAAAAUACACCAGUUCAUCAACCUGUGUUUCCUCCUUCAACUACAUUGUCACCAGUAGAUAGCCCUUUACAUCAACCAUUAUUUAAUAAAGCAUCAGAGCAAGAGCCUUCUUCUACCAGCACGCCGACCAGCCCUGAACAUCUUGUUACAGCGUUCCAGAAUUGUUCUCACUCCAGUGAUGAUUUAUUUUCUAUCGGUCUACAUAUGAGUGAUUCAGACAGGCAACAUGAUGCUUGGUUACCAUCAGAAGCUACGAAGAAUAUUCUUAUCUCCAUGACAACCCAUGCACCAGGAACAUACUUCCCAGAUAAAGAGCUACUCUGCUCACCAUCGUUAGUUAUUGUAGAUGCACAGGGUGACCCUGUUAGAGAUUUGGUAUACAGGUACAUGGGUGAACAAGAGGCAUUAAAAAGACAGGUCCUAACAGCCAACAAGGUUACCCAGGAUGCUGAGGGAUUAAAAGUUCUCAUGUCAAAUGGUUGUUACAGAUCAGCUGUAGAUUUGACAGGAAAGUUAUUGGCGGAUAUAGGGCAGGCAGAACCUGGGGACACACCUACAGUACAUACACCAGAUACACUACAGCUAUGGUACUGUCGAUUUAGUCUGAUGAUGAAAUUGCGUAUGUACAGUGUAUUAGAGUCGGAAUUUGUGGCAUUUAAAAACCUCGAUUCACCGGAUAUAUAUUAUGAAUUCUACCCACAGCAGUUCCCUGGAAAAAGAGGAUCUAUGGUAUCUUUUGGUAUGAGACUUCUUCAUGCAGAGUUACCCCACCACCUUGGCAGAUCACAAGAAACGCUGGAUAGAUUUUACUAUUUGAUGGCAAUUACUAAAAAGAUUAUAAAGAACUUAGAAGAGGGUUUGGCUGAAGAUGGAAGUGCUGUUACAAUAAGCUCAGAUAGUAGGAAAGCAUCACAAGAACUAUGGGAGACGAGAGAAAAGAGGAUCCUCUAUUUGAUAGCAAAUGUUUUAAUUUCAUUAAGAGAUUAUGAUGCAGCACUUAGUUUGUACGAGACUUUACUGGAAAAAGACAGGCUUCAUAAAACAGCACUGCUUAGUGGACUUGGUAGAAUUCAUCUUCAGAUUGGUAACAUGAGUAGGGCAGCAGAAUAUUUCUUGCAAGUACAGUCUGUCAGUGACGCUAGCAAUAACGUUAUGAAUGCAACACUUCAUAUGAACAAAGGAUUUGAAGCGAUGUGUCAAAAUAACUUCAAUGAAGCAUACCAAAACUUUAGAAAAGCUGUGGAAGCAGAUCCCUCAAACACUUCAGCUGUGAACAAUAUGGCAGUCUGUUGUUUGUAUCUUGGUCGACUGAGUGAUGCCCUCAAGUCACUGGAGGCUUUGGUACAUAGUAAUCCAGAUAAAAACUUGCACGAGGGAAUUUUAUUUAACCUGUGUACAUUAUAUGAACUGGAAUCAUCGAGAGCUUUACACAAGAAGCAAGCUCUACUGGACCUUGUUAGUAAACAUAAAGGUGAUGGAUUUCCAGUGGUGUGCUUAAAAAUGUCAUGAAGGAAACACGUGAUUUGUAGGUUUUGGGACCAAAAAUGACAAAAGUAUAUUCAUUUCAAGACUUUCAGUAUGUCAAACUGUGCACUUAUUAGCAGAAUGUUUAAUAGAUACCAAUAAUAGUUGGAAAGUGAAAUACUGGGAAAAUAAAUUAACAUAUGUGAAUAUAUUAGUCAUUUCUUAACAUGACUUAGUA